CCGAGGGAGGCGGGGGGGCGGGCGGGGCCACCCUUGACUCACGGCCGGGCCCGGCGGAAGCGGCGCCCGGUGCCCGGGGCGGAGCGGGGCGGAGCGGAGCCCGGUGCGGGGCAGCCCGGGAAGGAGCCGGUGAGCGGGGCGGGCCCGACCCUCCCGGUGCGAGCCGGCCCGGUAGGGGGCUUUCCCGGGGGACACGGGGCUGCCCGGAGCGGGGUCUGCCGGGGGGGCACGGGGUUGCCCGGUGCGGGGUGUCCCCGGAGGGAACGGGGCAGCCCGGCGCCGGUUCUCCCGGUAAGCAGCAGGGCUGCCGGUGCGGGGUGUCCCCGGGGGGGAACGGGGCUGCCCGGUGCGGGGUCUGCCGGGGAGGGCACGGGGCUGCCCGGUGCGGGGUAUCCCUGGGGGGGACCAGGGAGGUCCAGUGGGGAGUAUCCCGGUAAGCAGCAGGGCUGCUGGUGCGUGGUCUCCCGGGGGGGACCGGGGCUGCCCGGUGUGGGAUAUCCCCGGGGUGCAACAGGGCUGCCCGGUGCGUGGUCUCCCGGGGGGGGGACCGGGGCUGUUUGGUGCAGAUUGCCCGGUACCGGCUACAGGCUCUCCCGGGGGGGGGCAUUAGGGCAGCCCAGUGGAAGGUUAGGGGCUUUCCCGGUAAGGACAAGGACAGCUCGGUGUAGGGUGCGGGGCUGUCCCCGUGCUCAGCGUGAGCCCCCACCAUGGACCAGCCCGCUCCAGCCACGGAGGUACCAGGGCCCCCGCCGGUCACCGGGAGCUGCUGGCAGGACCCGCUGGCGGUGGCGGGCACAGCGGGCCGCCCGGUGUGCAGGCCCCGGGGCCGAGCAAGCGGGCGGCGGGCGCUGAGCAUCGUCUGCGUGCUGGGCCGGGAGCCAGCCGCGUGCCCCGCGCUGCGCAGCCUGUGUGACGCCUGCUGUCACCUGCGGGCACGCCUGCACACCCUGCCCUUCGGCACCCUGGCGCUGGGCGACACCGGCACCCUCGACCGCUUCUACAACGCAGAUGUGGCCGUGGUGGAGCUGAGUGACUCCAUCUGCCAACCCUCCCUCUUCUACCACCUGGGCGUCCGUGAGAGCUUCAAUAUGUCCCACAACAUUCUGCUGUGCUGCCAGGCCGACCUGCCCCUCCUCCAGGCCCUGCGGGAGGACAUCUGCCAGAAGAACUCGGACCUCUGUGGCAGCUACACCUUCAUCCCCUACGCAGUCACCCCCCAGGACAAGGUCGUCUGCUGUGACGACAGGGCCAUGAAGUGCCCGACAGAGCUUUUCCAGCCCAGCUUCGAGGCGGAGGAUGCCUUCACCCCGCUGGCAGCCCGGCUCGUCCAGCUGCUGGAGGGGAUCCCCACCAACUCCUGUGGGUAUUUUCGGGAGACAAUCCGGCGGGAUAUCCGGAGGGCACGGGAGAUGUACCGGGGGGAGCAGCUGAGCCGGGAGCUGGCCCGCAUCCAGCAGCGCCUGGACAGCGUGGAGCUGCUCAGCCUGGACAUCGUGGUGAACCUCCUCCUCUCCUACCGCGACGUGCAGGAUUACGAUGCCAUAGUCUCGCUGGUGGAGACUCUCCAGGCGCUGCCAACCUGCACCGUGGCCGAGCAGCACAAUGUCCGCUUCCACUACGCCUUCGCCCUCAGCCAGCGUAACGGUGCCGGGGACCGGGAGAAGGCUCUGUCGGUGCUGCUGCCCGUGGUGGAGCGUGGGGAGGGGGCUGCGCCUGACCUCCUCUGCUUGUGCGGCCGCAUCUACAAGGACAUGUUCAUCAGCUCCAGCUUCACUGACACCAAGAUGAGGGACCAGGCUUUGUACUGGUACAGCAAAGCCUUCGAGGUGGAGCCGAGCCUCCACGCAGGCAUCAACGCUGCCGUCCUCCUCGUUGCUGCCGGCCACCAGUUUGAAACCUCCGUGCAGCUGCAGCAGAUCGGGGUGAAGCUGAGCUGCUUGCAAGGUCGCAAGGGCAGCCCGGAGGAGCUGUGCUACUACUGGGAUGUGGGCUUUUGCCUUGGAGCCGGCAUCUUGGCCAACGACCUCAGCAAAGUCAUCCAAGCUUCUGAGAAGCUCUACAAGCUCAACGCACCGGGCUGGUACCUGGUCUCGGUCAUGGAGACCUUCCUGCUCUACAAACACUUCCAGAGGAGCCCACAGGUCCCCUCUGCCCGGCAGGAGCUGGCUGAUUUCUGGCUGGGCUUCCUCCUCAAGGCAUGCCAGCCCUUCGUUGCCACGCCACACUGCCCGGUCCUGGUCCUGGAGCUCAGCAAGGUCCUGCAGCCAGCCCGGCUGGCACUGCAAGGUGGCACAGAGGAGCCUGCCCUGAUGCUCACCCUUGUCUGCCCCACAGAGGAGAAAGCAGCAUCAAGCUGGACCUUUGCGGCCACGGCCAUCCGGGGCGUCAGCAUCUGCAAGUGCGACGAACGGGGCUGCUUCCUCUACGUGAUGCACGCAGAGGAGGAUUUCCAGCUCUACUUCCCCUCCCAGCAGCACUGCCAGUGGUUCUGCGACCAGAUCCAGUCCCUCCUGGCCGAGCAGGCGGCGGGCAGCGAGGAGGUGCCCAGCCCCACACAGCCCAUCCUGGAGUACAGCUAUGAGUACUCGGAGGCGGGCGAGCGGGUGGUCCUGGGCAGGGGGACAUACGGGGUCGUCUACGCCGGGCGCUGCCUCAGCAACCAAGUGCGCAUUGCUAUCAAGGAGAUCCCAGAGCGGGACAGCCGGUUCUCACAGCCCUUGCACGAGGAGAUCGCCUUGCACAAGCACCUGCGGCACAGGAACAUCGUGCAGUACCUGGGCUCCAUCAGCCAGGGUGGCUUCAUCAAGAUCUUCAUGGAGGAGGUGCCAGGAGGGAGUCUGUCAUCCCUGCUGCGCUCCAAGUGGGGACCCCUGAAGGACAACGAACCCACCAUCGUCUUCUACACCCGCCAGAUCCUCGACGGGCUCAGCUACCUCCACGAUAACCACAUCGUGCACCGGGACAUCAAGGGAGACAAUGUCCUCAUCAACACGUACAGCGGGGUGCUGAAGAUCUCUGACUUCGGUACCUCCAAGCGGCUGGCGGGCAUCAGCCCCAGCGCCGAGACCUUCACGGGCACUCUGCAGUACAUGGCCCCAGAAAUCAUCGACCAGGGGCCGCGGGGCUAUGGGAAGCCAGCAGAUAUCUGGUCCUUGGGCUGCACCAUCAUCGAGAUGGCCACAGGCAAGCCCCCCUUCUAUGAGCUGGGCAGCCCCCAGGCUGCGAUGUUCAAGGUGGGCAUGUUCAAGAUGCACCCGGAGGUGCCCAAGUCCAUGUCGGACGAAGCCAGAGCAUUCAUCCUGCGCUGCUUCCAGCCCGACCCAGCCGAGCGGGCAACAGCUGCCGCGCUGCUGCAGGAGCCCUUCCUCGCCGAUGCCAGGAGGGCUCGGAGCCGGCCCGUGCCCCCGGCGGGGGGUGACCCCCCCCACCUUGGGCAGCAGGGUGGAGAUGUGGAGGGCAGCGAUGGGACCAGGGGAUGUUCCUCAGCCAGGCAGGAUGCCCCGGUGAGGGGCACAGCGGGCAGCCCCCUCCUCCCGUGCCACCCCGGUGAGGCAGCCUCCAGCCGCAGCAACUUGGGUACUGCCCAGGGCUCAGCCAGCUCCGACCACAGCCUGCGCUCGUCCUCCCUCGAGGAGAGCGGGGACCGGUUCCUCCUGCGGAAGGACAGCAAGCGCCGGGCCACGCUGCACCGUGUCCUCGCCGCCGAGGCACCAGGCAUCAUCGCGGCCUUGGAGGAGAGCCAGAGCACGGCAGGGGCGAGGUUGGGCUCGGAGCAUCUCGCCCAGCUGCUGAGCUGCCUGCGGAGCUACAUCCAGCGCCCCAGCCAGGACCAGCUGCGCCAGGACCUCCUGGCACUGCAGACCCGGCUGCGGGCAGAGGGGCUGAGCCUCCCCCACCUCCAGGCUCCCCUCUUCGGCUUCCAGGCAGCGGUGAGACGGAUCCUGCGCCGGCAUCACAUCAAACCCCACUGGAUGUUUGCACUGGAUGAUGCCAUGAGCCAGGCGGUGCAGGCAGCUUUCACCAUGCUGGUGAGAGACCUGGGACUGAAGGCCAGCUGUGUGGCAGGGGACAGCACCAAGGACACGAGUGACAAGGAUGACUCUGUGCUGCCAAGGCUGUUCAUCCCCAGGAGCCAACCCCAGCAGGACAGCCCCAAUUCGGGGCUCAGCACUGGCCCCACCACCCAGCCAGACCCCCUGCCCUCCCUGCAGGCACCCUCGGUGCUGGUGGCACAGCUCUGCCGUCUCCGCAUGGAGACAAGCAGGCUGCUCCAGGAGCUGGCCAAGAAGGAGCAGGAGUGGCAGCGGUUGAUGCAGCAGGCUCUUCACCCCACGGAUGAGGACACCGGGGUCCCCAGCCAGCCCCAGCGCAGGGGUGAGCACGAGGAGGUUGCCCUGGGGUGCUUCACCCCUGGGCAGGGUCACUCGCCCCCGAGCCCCUCAGCCCAGGGACAAGCCGAUCCCCUUCUCCUUGAGUGGCUGCAGCAGCAUGGCACGGACCCGGUCACCACGGCCACGCUCCUCUCCCACGGCUUCACCCUGCGCGACCUCCUGGGCUGUGCCACCCCUGAUGACCUCUUCUACGUGGGCAUCAGCCCCUGCGUCCCCGCAGGCGUGGGCUGGCGUACCGCCUCUGGGCAGCCAUCCUAGAGCAUCGCCAGACCCUCACCCAGCGGGAAGGGGAGUGAGCCCCCACCCCAGGGCUGGGACCCGGCCCAGGGGCUGGCAGGACAGCGAUGGAGGGGACAGCCCCACACCAGGAGCAGCAGCUCCAGCCCCACACCAGAGGGAGAACUCAGGGUACGGUGCCCACAGCAAUAAACAGCUGCCAAAUGUGC
Molecule: messenger RNA, 4837 nt
Organism: Falco peregrinus (peregrine falcon)
Lineage: Eukaryota; Metazoa; Chordata; Aves; Falconiformes; Falconidae
Gene: MAP3K6
Product: mitogen-activated protein kinase kinase kinase 6
Exons: 28
Coding region: 708-4649 (1313 amino acids)
Biological process (GO): MAPK cascade; protein phosphorylation; cellular response to stress
Molecular function (GO): ATP binding; MAP kinase kinase kinase activity
Source: RefSeq, a predicted model, not a curated record